AGUCUCUUUCUGGAGGGAGACGUGGCUGCAGUGCAGACAUUACCCUCCGUGGACCCCCAGCCUCUCUUCUAUUCCUCUGCAGGCGCGUGGAGCAACUUUUGCAUUCAUUAUCAGCCUUGUUGACGAUUAAUUAGCGCCUUUUGUUUCCUCAUGUCUGUUGAUGAGCACACAGAGGGAGCGGAAUAAGCAGCGGACUGAACACCAGCAACGCACAGCGGGCCCUCAGUGUUGAACAAACUGAGAAAUCCAAACAGGAUGUGUUGACAUCACCUUGGGUUCCUCCAGUCUCUCUCUGAAAUGGCGCUCUCUUUGCAGGGUUCCACUUUGAACGCAUCCCACCUGUUCACCAACACCAGCAUGCUAACGAACGCCACAUGGAAUUACACCAAUGACCAACUCAUUGAAGUCAACCUGGUUGAAAUCCUGGGACCAAAACGAUCCCCCUUCUUCCUUCCCGUGACCAUUGUUUACCUCCUCAUAUUCCUCGUUGGCUUAUCUGGGAAUCUGCUGACUUGUGCCGUGAUAGCCAAGCACAAAAAGAUGCGAAACCCCACCAACCUCUACUUGGUGAGCCUGGCCAUGUCGGACCUCUUGGUGCUUUUGUUCGGGAUGCCACUGGAGAUUUAUGACCUGUGGCAGAACUACCCAUUCCCGUUUGGCGAAGGCGGAUGCUUAUUCAAGACCUUCCUAUUUGAGACUGUCUGCUUCGCCUCGAUCCUCAACGUCACCGCUCUGAGUGUGGAGAGGUACAUCGCUGUGGUGCAUCCUCUCAAAACUCGCUACCUGUCGACCAACCAGCACGCCAAGCGAGUCAUCACCAUCGUUUGGUUGGUGUCAAUGAUCUGUGCCAUCCCGAACACCUCACUGCACGGCGUGUUUUACAUCCCAGAGAACAUUGAGGAGUCGGCCAUUUGCACUGUCCUGAAGCCUCUGUGGAUCUAUAACAUGCUCAUGCAGAUCACCACUGUUUGCUUCUUUUUUGCGCCCAUGAUGGUGAUUAGUGUUCUGUACCUGGUGAUGGGACUACAUUUGUGCAGAGAAAGGCGGCAACCAAGCAGGAACUUUGGAAAUAACUGCGGGAGCUUCACCCGAAAGAAGAGCAGUGUGAUGGGGCGAAGGCGACAGGUCAACAAAAUGCUCACGAUUGUGGUGGCUGUGUUCGGGAUCUGCUGGGCGCCCUUCCACAUCGAGCGGCUCCUGUGGAGUUCCAUCAGCCAGUGGACUGAUUUGAUGCACAACAUUUAUCAGUACGUCCACAUCCUCUCGGGCGUCUUCUUCUACCUCAGCUCAGCAGUCAACCCCAUCAUAUACAGCCUGCUCUCCACCCGCUUCAGGGAGUGUUUCAGGGAACUCGUGUGCUCCCACACAGAGGACAGCAGCUCUGUCAGAGACUCACCUCCGUUUCCUAAGAUCUUACUUGAUCCCUCUGUCUCAAGCUGCAGAUCUCAGACUGAGGACAAACACUCGAAUGCCGUCAUCCCUCUUCUGUCUCCAAACAUGACUCUGAGCAUAGACUCUGCAAUCCUCACAUGUGCAUGUAAAGAGACGACCUGCAGGACCUCUGUGUUUUAACUGAGAUGUGAUCUAAAUACGCUGACAAGCUAACACAGAACAUAAUUCAAAAGAAAAGCUGCACAAUUUCGGAAAGAGGGAUUAUUUUCUCUAUUUUAAGGAGUCAGAUGAGAGGAUAGAAACUUGGUAUGCAUAAAGCACCAGGUGAACCUUCGCUGCUGAAAAAUGAAGCCAGUGCAGAAGUGCAAUAAACUGCACUUCCUUGAGUGUCCACGUGAGGCUUCAUGAUCAAACCCCGUUAUUCUUCAUGUUGAAAAGCCCAUUCUUACCGCAAAGCUAAACAUGUUUAUAUACUGGUACAAAAACAGUUUAGGUCUCUAUACCUCAUUUCUUUGUUUCAUAUCCAAUGUAUGAGGAGGAAAUUAAUUUAUAACUCAUCAAUUUUGAUGGUUUUAAUUGACUUAUUUAACACAUUUUCAAAGUCUUUAUUACUUUUUGUUUACAGUUCAGUUCAGUUUUUUUGUAAAGUUUAUCUUUUGGGACUUCACUGAAAGAUAUCUCACUGAGAGAUAGGACAGUGGGUAAAGUAGAAAACUGGGAGAGAGAUAGUGGAAUGACUUGGGACAAAGGGCCGAGGGUAGGAAUUGAACCCAGGCCUGGGGCUUUCGAUUUGACCUCUUGACCAAACUGGUGUCCCACAAUUUAGUUCUUAAUUUAACAGGAAUAGCAAAAAGUGGUCAUUUAAACCCACCUCCAGACCUUGAGGCACAUUUGUGGUAAAUGUGUGAGUGCUUGGUGUUGUCCCACUGUCAAAUCAUCAAGGCUGUGAUGCUCCAAUGCAGACUUUAUAACCCCAAACUACGUAAAUACUUUCCUUGAUUCAUAUGCAGGACUUACCCAAAGUUCAUUGCAAACUUGGUGAUGUAAUGCCCACUUAAUACAGUAAACCAGUGUUCGUAUAUGAAUUAGUAGACUUUUCAGUAAGGUUAGAAAGGUAUAGCCUCUAUAAACAAAGCACCUUAGACAGCAGGACUAAGUUUGUCUGCAAGUCUAGUCUCUGAACGCCAUUAAAGCCUGUGAGGGUUCAGUAGGGUCAAUUUGGGGCUUUGUGUUUGCCUAAUUAAGCCAAAAGUCUGGAAACAGAGAAAAGAAGAUGCCCGAAAAUGAGCCUCAUAAAAAUUACACUAAUUAACAUAUAAGGCUUGAUCUUUCAAAGGGUGCAACACAGCUGCUGGGGCUCAUUUCCAGAAAACUCACUUCUCUUUUUAUGAUCACUGUACAAGCUGUGCAUAUAGGAAAUGCUCCUGUGGCCAUCCACGUGCUUCUGUGUCUGUUGAAAACAGAGUCAUAAACAAUAACAACCUUUUCUUAAGCAGAUGGUGCAGUUUUUUUUCCUGCUCUAAGCAGAAAGUAAGAUGAGCCGUCACGGGCAGCAUUCCUCACACUUAGUCAAGCUCCAUGAGGUCAUGGUUUUGUAUUUUUUUUUCAUUUCAGUACAUUCAUUGUAAUUGUUUUACCCGUGUCUGUCUUCUCAAACGUGGUCCUGCUUGUUUCACGUGUGUCUUGUUAUCACCUUAUCAGCUGUGUGUAUGUUCCCGUGUGUCUCCCCUCUCAUUGCUGGUUUGUUGUGCUUCUUCAUUCCAACAUUCUUCCCUGUGAGUGUCCUAGUGUUAUGACCACUGCCUGUGUGUUUGUCUCUACCUUCUUGCUUGCCCCCUUUUUGAAUUGUUCACCUUACUAGACUGAUUAUCCGUGUGCAAACUUUAGAAUGUCCAUUCACUCUGCCUGCUGUUUUUUGUACCCCUGCUUUUGUACUGAAUUAAGCAUUUUGGGUCCAUCGUCCUGUUCUGCAGCUUGUUUGCCUCCUGACUUCGUUACACCACUUUGUUCUUCACAACAAGCUUAGUCUGAACUAUAAAAAGUUCUCCCAUAUAUAUAGCAAGGUUUGUAUACCUGGUUCUUAAAAUGGAUUGGAGAUAGCACAUUGAUUACGGUCACGCCCAAAGCACACAAGUGAUGAAUUUAGACAAUCCCCUUUGCCCCUUACUUUGCACACAGAUUACAUACCUCCUAACUUGGGCUGUCAGGCUGUAAACACUGCAUAUGUGUGAAUGAUCAAGGAGGCUCUUUUAUUUCACAUUUGCUCCAUCCUUACAGAAGCCAGAGUGUAAACAAAAUCUAUCACACCAGACUUUGAAGUUGCUCCAAUCCUCUCAUCUGAUCCUUGCCGAGGAAGUGAUCUUGUCCUUCUUCUGAAAAUGUUAAAUUCCUUCAAACUUAAGACGUGUCAUUGAAGCGCUUGUACUUGAACUUGAUUUACUCCGUUUUCUUUGUUACUAUAAAUGAUAUCGCUGAACAGUGCCUGCAUAUUCCACCUGCUGUCUUACUCUGUAACUGCUGAAUGCCUUCGAAAGAAAGUGGGACAAUCGAGUGUGAUUCAAGAGUUGUUGUACUGGAUUACAUUUUUAAAGAGUCAUGUUAUGCUGAGCUGUACAAACAGGUGCAAUGUUUCUCUGUGUUUGGUGAAACUUGUUGAAAAAAGAAUGUAAUACUGUACUGUGA
This is a messenger RNA of Notolabrus celidotus (New Zealand spotty), 4074 nucleotides long. It is a transcript of the gene nmur3, whose product is annotated as neuromedin U receptor 3. The record is from RefSeq and is a predicted model, not a curated record. The transcript has 3 exons. Lineage: Eukaryota; Metazoa; Chordata; Actinopteri; Labriformes; Labridae. Gene Ontology annotation, cellular component: plasma membrane. The coding region runs from base 298 to 1572 and encodes 424 amino acids. Gene Ontology annotation, biological process: G protein-coupled receptor signaling pathway. Gene Ontology annotation, molecular function: neuromedin U receptor activity.